Tachysurus fulvidraco (yellow catfish) is the source of this 1341-nucleotide messenger RNA. It is a transcript of the gene cldn31, whose product is annotated as claudin-4. The record is from RefSeq and is a predicted model, not a curated record. Gene Ontology annotation, molecular function: structural molecule activity. Gene Ontology annotation, cellular component: bicellular tight junction; plasma membrane. Gene Ontology annotation, biological process: bicellular tight junction assembly; cell adhesion. The transcript has 2 exons. NCBI's taxonomy places the organism in Eukaryota, Metazoa, Chordata, Actinopteri, Siluriformes, Bagridae. Bases 256 to 912 code for a protein of 218 amino acids.
CAGACACACACAAACACACACACUUCAGACUCACAGAGCCACAGCUUCAUCACUCACAAACAACCCGAACAGCAUUCAGACACUGGUGUGCGCUGCUGCUGAACAUUCUUUUUUCUGAAGUUUGUCUGAAGUUCUUCAGAAAGUCUUUUACAACAGAAAAUGAACUUAGAGACAAAGUGAACUGAUUCACAGAGAGAAAGUUCAAAGCAUUCUCAGGUUUACUGAACCAGAGUCUCAGUGUCAGCUGAUUGGACGAUGCCGACUACAGGUCUCCAGGUCCUCGGUGUGGUGGUGUCCAUCGCCGGGUGGGUUGGCGGGGCCUUGGUGUGCGCCACCCCAUUUUGGCGCGUGUCGGCUUUUGUCGGAGAUGAGCUUGUGGUAUCUGAAGUCCUAUGGGAGGGGCUGUGGAUGUCCUGUCUAUCACAGCUAGGAAGGAUCCAGUGUAAAGUGUAUGACUCCGCCCUCGCACUUCCAGGCUCCACCCAGUUUUGCCGUGUGAUGGUUAUUCUGUCUGUCCUCUUCGGAUUACUGGCUUUACCUCUGAGUGUGAUUGGGAUGAAGUGCACGCAUUGUCUCGAGGGCGCGCGUGACACUAAGUCUCGCCUGGUGCGUAUAUCCGGUAUCAUCUUUAUGGCGGCUGGCGUGGCUUUCUUAAUGCCGGUGCUCUGGACCACCUUCGUUGUGAUUCGGAACUUUUACGACCCGAACGUUGCACCACCACUCAAACGUGAACUUGGCCCCGCCCUGUACCUUGGAGGGGGCGUGGCCUUUAUGAUGUUGGCUGGAGGGUUUAUGCUGUACCAAGGAGGCUCCGCCACCACUGGUGUUCCAACCAAGCCUAGUUUAGGCAAAGGGGCGGGACCAUCCAAGGACAAUCCUGCAGAGGGGAAACAGGACAAGGCUUAUGUUUGAGCAAGACCAAGAUUUAGUCAGAAUGUUCAAGUGGCCAAAAAAUAAUGCAGAAACAUGCAAGAGAAAAUAUCAGGGCUUCAAACCUGCAAAUUAAAUUUGAUUUUAAUCUUAAUCUAAUUAUAAUCAUUUCAUUUGUUUUUAAUCGACUGAUAGUUUAAAGUGUGUUUUUGGUCAUUAUAGUCGUUUUAAACAGAAUGACAAUUAAUAAAUAAUACAGAGCUUUGUUAGAAAAAAAAACAACAAUCUUUUCCUCUGUCUGAUUUUCUACUCUACAUUUGACAACGUCAUUAAUUUUAUUUAUAAAUGUGUUUUUUAGGAGUUUGUUGUUUCUUUAUGAUGUGGUUUUAUUUCUGAUUAUUGUAUCUGUGUAAACACUGAAAGGAAAUUCUUUAUAAACAUAAACAAUAAAAUGAAGUCACUGAAAAAUCA